Condylostylus longicornis is the source of this 1656-nucleotide messenger RNA. Its product is annotated as arylphorin subunit C223-like. The transcript has 3 exons. NCBI's taxonomy places the organism in Eukaryota, Metazoa, Arthropoda, Insecta, Diptera, Dolichopodidae. The record is from RefSeq and is a predicted model, not a curated record. Bases 1 to 1656 code for a protein of 551 amino acids.
AUGUCCAUACAAUUAUUUUUCAAUGAUGUCUUCAGUAAUAUUCAAAUACCAUUUGAAAAAACUUCAAAAUAUUAUGAAGAUUCUAGGCAGCUUGUUGUUGAACCUAUAUUUUACACGAACUACAGUGAGGUUUUAUCUUUUUUUGAUUUAAUCGAACGUGGUUUAUUACCGCAACAAUAUUACAUCAGCCUAAAAGAAAUUUCGGUUCAAAAUGAGAUUCUUCAAGUUUUUAAAUUUUUAUAUUUUUCUAAAGAUUGGGAAACAUUUUACAAAAAUACACUAUGGGCUCGUGAACAUGUAAACGAGCAAAUUUUCGUUUAUGCUUUAAAAUCAGUUAUACAACAAAGGCAUGAAUUUAGUAACAUUGAAAUUCCAUCGCAGGAUGACAUAUUCCCGUUCUACUUUUACACUAACAAUAUUUCUGGAACUUUUUCAGAAGAGAAAAUAUGGAACGAUUUUAAAAUUAAUUACUUACUAGAGGAUGUUGAAUUGAAUUUAUACAAUUUCAAUAUGAAUUUACACUUUUUUGGUAUUACAUCUAAUUUUAACGAAAAAAGUUGUAAGAAAAAUUUAAAUAACCUUUUCUUUUACUGGCUUCAACAAUGUUUAGCUAGAUAUAACCUAGAAUACUUAUCUGAAUUGGAAGAGGACAUUGCAGAUUAUGAAAGCGUUUUUCUCAAUGACUUAACGAAUAGACAGUUAAAGAAGAUUUACUUUGAAAAUUUGAACUUGAUAGCGAAUAACAAUACACUAUUACAUGAGUUCAUAAAUUUUUUACGCCAUUUCCAUAUUAAUAGCAAACAGUUGGUGCUACAUGAAGGUAAAAUUAAAAUAGUUCCACAUUUAUUAGAACAAACCGAGACCCAAAUGAGGGAUCCGUUAUUUUAUCAAAUUUCUAAAUUACUUUUGAAUAUUUACUUCAUGUUGAAACCUUCAGAGUUUUAUAACAAGGAAGAUUUGAGUUUUCCAGGUGUAAAACUAAAAAUUAAAGUAUCAGAACUAAAAACAUUCAUGGAAACUGUUCACAAAAAAAUCAAAACUGUUGAUUUUAGAAAUGAUUUCAAUUAUAGUAGUGUCCCCGAAUUUCUUACUUUUUAUUUUAAAAGAUUAAAUAACGAACCAUUUGAAGUUAUUUAUCAAAUAAACUCUGAAUUGUUAUUUAAUACUCGAGUUUAUAUUCAACUCUUUGUAGCACCCAUAGCUAAUUGCAAAAGAAAAACUUCCAAUUUAUUUGAUAAACAAGCAAAUUUUUUUAAAAUUGAUCAGUUUUUGUACAACUUACAACCGGGCAAGACAUAUUUCACACGAAACUCUCAAAACUUUUUUGCAGCCGUUGAUAAUUAUACAAAAGAGGAUAACUUUAACUACAAAUCAUACGAAACAUCACGUAAUUAUUGGUUCCCUAAAAGACUAAAUCUGCCUAAAAGCAACACCCGAGGUAUCCAGUUUUUGGCAAUUAUUAGCGAAGUAACAUCUAAAUAUGGAGAAAUACUUAAUGAGGAGUCAAAAAAUGAAGAUUAUUGUGAGAGUACUUUAUUUUACAAAUUAGACGGUAGAAAUAUAGGUUUCCCAUUCGAUCGCUAUAUUAUGCAUGACGCUUUCGAUGUUUCAAAUAUAGCCACAACAAUUAGUUUAGUUAACCAUAUAACAAAGUAA